This is a messenger RNA of Arabidopsis thaliana (thale cress), 2952 nucleotides long. Its product is annotated as ARID/BRIGHT DNA-binding domain-containing protein. The record is from RefSeq and is marked reviewed. The coding region runs from base 508 to 2751 and encodes 747 amino acids. Gene Ontology annotation, molecular function: DNA binding. Lineage: Eukaryota; Viridiplantae; Streptophyta; Magnoliopsida; Brassicales; Brassicaceae. The transcript is spliced from 16 exons. Gene Ontology annotation, cellular component: nucleus.
UGAAACAAAACAAAAAAAAACACAAAAAAAAACCAAACACAACAACAUUUUUAGUUGUUGUUGUUAAUUAAUUCCUCUGUUUGGUUUUUUAGUUAAAUUUCUCUUACCUUUUGAUUAACAAUUUUGCUUUGAUUUUAGUGUUACAAAGAUAAACACUGUAGAGUAUUAUUAUUAUUAUAGCUUCUUAAAAGAAAAGAUUCAUCAAUUUGUUUAUUGUUGUUCUUCAGAUUUUUUCUAAAUUUUAAUCUUUUGUGUUUGUGAUCUUUUGUGAUGGGCCUCUUCUCUCUGUUUAGGUUUCUCUUUUUCCAAUAAAAUUCGUCUUCUUCUUUUCUGGGUACCGUCGAUUUCUUCCUACGAGUUCGAAAUUAGGGUUUUUUUCUUCUUCUUAGGGCUGAUUUUGAGGUCGAGUAGUGGGUUCUUAACGAACUUAUUCGUUGAAUUUCUUUAGGGUUUUCUUUGUGGUCUAGUUUCAUAGAGAGAUUAGAAGUUUGGUUAUGCUAUUGAACGAUGUUUCAUGGACAAGGGUUUUCGAGAAACCGUUGUAAUGUUGUGGCAGUUGUUUCUGGAGCAGAGCUUUGCGAUACUAAUAACCAGAUAGAUGGAACUUCUCAUCAACCCAAAUACCCUUUUCCAGAUCUCUCUUCUUCAGGGCGUCUCAAGUUUCAGGUACUGAAUAAUCCUACGCCGGAGGAGUUCCAGGUUGCUGUUAACUCUUCAGCAACGGAUUUUGUGUACUUGCAAGGGGAACAUAGUGGAGAUAGUGAUGAAGUUGGUCCCUUAGUGUUGGGAUAUACUGAUUUUUCUACUCCUGAUGCCUUGGUUACUCUGUUUGGUUCCACAUUACCGACAACGGUUUACCUUGAGCUCCCAAAUGGUGAAGAAUUAGCUCAAGCACUCUACUCUAAGGGUGUUCAAUAUGUUAUUUAUUGGAAAAAUGUUUUCUCGAAAUAUGCAGCCUGCCAUUUUCGCCAUUCUCUGUUUUCAGUCAUACAGAGUUCGUGCAGCGAUACAUGGGAUGUGUUCCAUGUUGCAGAAGCAUCUUUCCGACUCUAUUGUACAAGUGACAAUGCUGUCCUUCCUUCUAACAGCAACCGUAAAAUGAAUUAUGAGAUGGGACCUUGCUUGCUUGGAGAACCUCCAAAGAUUGAUGUGGUUUCACCGGAAGCUGAUGAACUAGAAGAGGAAAAUUCAUUAGAGAGCCUCCCAUCAAUAAAGAUAUAUGAUGAAGAUGUUACUGUGAGGUUUCUUUUGUGUGGACCACCAUGCACAGUGGAUACAUUUUUACUGGGAUCUUUGAUGGAUGGACUUAAUGCUCUCUUGCGAAUAGAAAUGCGAGGAAGUAAGCUCCAUAACCGUUCUAGUGCUCCAGCACCUCCUCUUCAAGCAGGAACAUUUACUCGUGGUGUAGUGACCAUGCGUUGUGAUGUCUCGACCUGUUCUUCAGCACACAUAUCAAUGCUUGUGUCUGGAAAUGCGCAGACCUGUUUCAGUGAUCAGCUUUUGGAAAAUCACAUAAAACAUGAGGUCGUUGAGAAGAUCCAACUAGUCCAUUCAGUGGUGAACUCAGAAGAAACAAAGCGGGGUUUCUCUGAGCCUCGUAGAUCUGCCUCAAUAGCUUGUGGAGCAAGUGUGUGUGAAGUUUCGAUGCAAGUCCCAACAUGGGCUCUGCAGGUUUUAAGACAGUUGGCGCCGGAUGUGUCAUACCGCAGUUUAGUCGUUCUUGGAGUAGCUAGCAUUCAGGGGUUGUCUGUUGCUUCCUUUGAGAAAGAUGAUGCAGAACGUUUACUUUUCUUCUGCGGACAACAGAUCAAUGAUACUUCAAAUCAUGAUGCUCUUUUAUCCAAAAUUCCUAACUGGUUAACACCUCCUUUGCCAACCAGAAAAAGAUCCGAGCCAUGCAGAGAAAGUAAGGAAAUUGAAAACGGAGGACCUACAUCAAGGAAAAUCAACGUGGCUGCUUUGAGACCAAUACCUCACACCCGUCGACAUAAGAUGAUACCUUUCUCUGGUUACUCUGAAAUUGGAAGAUUUGAUGGUGACCACACCAAAGGAAGCUUGCCUAUGCCUCCAAAGCAUGGUGCAUCAGGUGGCACUCCAGUAACUCACCGUAAAGCUUUCUCUGGUUCGUACCAGAGAAAGCAAAUCAUCUCACUAAACCCUCUACCUUUAAAAAAACACGACUGUGGAAGAGCGCAUAUUCAAGUUUGCUCAGAGGAGGAGUUUCUGAGGGAUGUAAUGCAGUUUCUGCUAAUACGAGGACAUACCCGGCUAGUUCCUCCAGGGGGACUAGCGGAGUUUCCAGAUGCUGUUCUCAACUCAAAACGGCUUGAUCUCUUCAACUUGUAUAGAGAGGUUGUAUCACGGGGAGGGUUCCAUGUAGGUAAUGGGAUCAACUGGAAGGGACAAGUUUUCUCAAAGAUGCGCAACCACACACUCACAAACAGAAUGACUGGUGUGGGUAAUACCCUGAAAAGACACUAUGAGACGUAUCUAUUGGAGUAUGAGUAUGCUCAUGAUGAUGUAGAUGGAGAGUGCUGUUUAAUAUGUCGCAGUAGCACAGCUGGUGACUGGGUGAACUGUGGAUCAUGUGGAGAGUGGGCUCAUUUCGGAUGUGACAGAAGGCCUGGCCUCGGCGCCUUCAAGGACUAUGCAAAAACAGAUGGGUUGGAAUAUGUGUGCCCAAAUUGUAGUGUCUCAAAUUACAGGAAGAAGUCUCAGAAGACCUCCAACGGUGGCUUGCUUGUACCUUAGCUUUGUACCUUAGGUUCAUGUUUCUUCUUUUGUUGUACUUUUGCCUUGGAACCAAAUGAUUGAUUGAUUCCUCUAAUGUUUCACGAGUUUUUUUGCAAUGCAAGGUUUUUUUUCUUUCCAUUAUCUUUAUAAUGAAUCGGAGAAUGUAAAAAUAGUGAACGUUAUAGAUUUUGCAUCAUAUUUAAGGGACUUGCCAAUAUC